This is a messenger RNA of Dreissena polymorpha, 1190 nucleotides long. Its product is annotated as melatonin receptor type 1B-like. Gene Ontology annotation, cellular component: membrane. Gene Ontology annotation, molecular function: G protein-coupled receptor activity. NCBI's taxonomy places the organism in Eukaryota, Metazoa, Mollusca, Bivalvia, Myida, Dreissenidae. Gene Ontology annotation, biological process: G protein-coupled receptor signaling pathway. The record is from RefSeq and is a predicted model, not a curated record. The coding region runs from base 351 to 1190 and encodes 279 amino acids. The transcript has 4 exons.
GAUGGAUUAUAUACUUGGAUUUUGUGACAGUCUAAUAUGCGCUUCAGUGGUUAUAAACAAGCGAGGAAUACAAUUGAGAACUUAAAUGUUUAUGUAAACAGACUGCAUUUGGUAGACCCUUAUAUUUGCAAUGCGGUUUUAACACUUGGAGCAUUAUCUUUGAAAUCUGUGUCACUUUAGAAUGAAAUGUGGUAGACAUUUUAGUGGAGUAUUCGGAUUGCGUAAUACAGUUGAGGAAUCAUUAUCUGCUGUGGAGGAUUUUUUCCAUACAAAAUGAUGCCAACUGAAUGAUACUGAAAUUGAUGUAUUUUGGAAAGUAAUAAGACCAUUGGUGAAGAUAUAACGUACCCAUGAUGCCGUUGGAAAACAUGACUGUUUGGGAUCCCACGACGGUUACCAUGCAUGCCAAUGACACGGAUCUAAGCUGGAUGCUCAAUAUCACUGGACGGCCUGAAAUAAUCACUCCUCGACCUUGGAACAUCCUAGAAAAGUCCAUAUUCGCGACUUGGAUUGUCAUCUCGAUGGUACUUUCUUUGGUCGGAAAUUUAAUGGUGAUAAUUGUGGUAUGGAGGCACAAAGGAAUGCAGACUCGGACAAACAUGUUUCUUGUCAAUUUAGCGAUAGCGGAUUUGUUGACAGGUCUACUGCUUAUGCCUUUCUCGUUAACGACACUAAUUAAUGACCGCUGGGUCUUCGGUGAUACGAUGUGUAAGAUCAAUGGAUUUUUCAAUAGCGUGUGUUUGAUAUGUUCGAUCCAUACAAUGAUGUAUAUCAGCAUACAUAAAUACGUCUCCAUAACGCGUCCUUUCAGUCGCAUUUUGAAUCACUGGAAAAUUUUAAUAAUGUGCUUGGCAGCUUGGAUAUGGUCCAUCACGUGCGCGAUUCUAACGCUGUUCAUUCUUAGCCACGUUGUCAUAAAACCGGGAGCGAUGCAAUGCGGUCCAGUCUACCCAAUAUCAAAGACGGAGAAAUUACACCAUGUUAUCAUCAGUGGCACAAACAUUUUGUUGCCCCUCGCCGUUAUGUUAUACGCCUACGCAAAGAUGUACAUAGAGUUCAGAAAGCACGCGGUCCGUCUAAGGAAAAACAGCACUCUGCAGUCGGAUCAAAUACUAGGUCAGCAAAUUCAGGUGACAAAGGCCCUGUUCAUGGUGUUUAUUUUCUAUUUUCAGGUCAGCAAAUUCAGGUGA